AUGCCUGUUUUCGAAUACCUUCCUAAACACUUAAACUACUACGACUUCAUGAGAAGCUCAAAGUUCUGUUUCUGUCCUAGUGGCUACGAAGUAGCUAGCCCUAGACUCACCGAAGCCAUCUACUCCGAGUGCAUCCCCGUCAUCCUCUCCGUUAACUUUGUCUUACCCUUCAGUGAUAUCCUUCGUUGGGAGACUUUCUCUGUACAGGUCAACGUCUCAGAGAUUCCGAGGCUGAAGGAGAUUCUCAUGUCAAUAUCCGAUGAGAAAUACCAAAGGCUUAAACGUAAUUUGAGGUACGUGAGGAGACAUUUCGAGCUCAACGAUCCACCUAAGAGGUACGAUGCGUUUCACAUGAUACUUCACUCCAUUUGGCUACGUAGGCUUAACUUGAGGCUCACGUAA
Molecule: messenger RNA, 402 nt
Organism: Eruca vesicaria subsp. sativa (arugula)
Lineage: Eukaryota; Viridiplantae; Streptophyta; Magnoliopsida; Brassicales; Brassicaceae
Source: the annotation of a GenBank genome assembly